GUUGUAUUUAAACGUUAUGAUUUUGCAAAAUUGGUACGGGCGUUUAUGAUAUUGAAAGAUCAUACAUGGAAGGAUCUUUUCAUGAUAUACCAAUUAACGUUUGAUAUGGUAGGAACCAAUUACGUUCAAGGAAAGGAGUUCAACUUCGUGAAAUAGAUAUCUAACAAAAUUUAUGGUUAUCACCAUUGUUAUUGUUUACAGUGAUGCAGACGUAACAGGCUUGUUUUUAGACGUUUGAUUGUUUAAGUAUCUACCCUCUAGCUGCUGCAAAUUUUGCGGCUGUUAGGAGAUGCAAUUGAUUAUGAGACAAACCAACGUUUUAUUUUGAUGCACAUUAGUGAAAAAAGGAUGAGAUUUGGUUGUUUUCUUAUUCAGAAUUGAGAUUUAAGUGGUGCUUCUUUUAAUUGGUAUAAUAUUAAAAACCAAAACGUCCAUGUUGUGCAGGUUGUUUAAAGUUUAGUGAGAUUGAUUUUCAGGAAAUUCCAAGUUUAUUCAUGAGGUCGAGUUGCCAACAAUGUUAGGUUCUGGCUGGAGAAGUUUUUCGUCGGGUGACGAAUACCAUCAAUACUGCCUGUCACAAAGUUGGUUUCAAAAGCUGAUAUUUCUAACUUCAGACCAAAUAAUAUCCUUCCAGUCAUCUCAUUAGUGCUCAAGGAGUAGCUAAAAUUCCACUGUCAAAUAUAAGUUGGAAGCAUACCUCCUAUUCAUCACAAACUGUUGAUGUCUCUUACAUCUAUGACUUAUCAUUGUGAACUUCUUGACCACGUAAUUGAAUAUAACAAAUUUGAUUUGUAUUGUAUCCUGGUUUAUAAUAGAGUUUUGUCAGGGUUUUACGCAAACUGCUACUCUUAAGAUUUGCCUUGUGGGAACUGGUAUUACGUGGACGAGGUUAGCUGAGUACAAAACCUAUACUUGAUACGUGUUAUAUUACGUUGGCCCAGAUACGUAUACAGUUGAUAGUAUAAACUAAUUCCCAGAUUUCCAACAAUGUUGUUUCAAAAUGUAACAGCUAAAGGUCCUGGAUUAAUUGUAAUUCAUUGACGGUUGAAAAGUGUUUCACGAGGGAACAUUUUCGCUAGUAGUGGAACUCUAACCUUGUCAUGAAGCUAGAGCGGCAACUUCUAAUGAUUUUCCAACCAGAUCCACCAGGUCAUCUCAACAUCACCUUGUACAUCGUUUUAUUCGUGGUAAUAUAUAACGGAUUUUUCUGCUCAAUCGUGUUUUUGAAGAAAAUUUACUAGUCGAUUUUGAUUAGUAAAAUAUUUGUGUUGCAUAGUAAAGUUAUUAUUUAGAUAAUACCUCGUUUUUAUUUCGGAAUAUUUUACUGGUUUUUUUUCUAGGGCUUUUAGGCUUGUCAGCUGCAUGUAACUUGCCUCCAUAUUUGGACAAAGCAUCCAAAAAACAUUUUCCAUCAAUUCAAGCAGAGCCAUGGAAACAUUAGAAUCUAUGUUGAAAGCUGUACGCGAUUUUCUUACCUUUCUUGAACAGAAUAAACAAAAUAUUCUCAAUAUAUCGUCUGUUCCAUCUGUGAAAUUUCACCCAGUACCAGGUUGUUCGGAAUAUACAACCAGUCUCCCUUCUGCGAAAAAUGAUUACGUUGCUCAAACCCCUUUUGUACUGUUACCUAAACUUAAUGAAAACCCAGAUAUCUCCCGAAGUGUCGAUACAUAUUGUAAAACGCCCAAGUCAUCAAGGCCUACUCUUAAUCGUUUAAAUAUACCAUGUUCAUUAUCGUCUGAACUAUAUUCAUGGUGUCCUGUCGGACUACAAGUAGAUGGAGAUUGUUCUCUUGCUGGAAUAGAAAGAAGACCAAAUCAAAUGUCUUGUAGAUUUGUAGUAACUAAUCGUGUGUCAUAUGUUUCAGAAAAUGGUCAGAUUGUAUGCACGGAAGGUAACAAUAUAUAUUAUUUACGUGGGGGAUUUUCUUGGACAACAUUUUGUGCACUUUAUCCUAUGCUGUUAAUUAACUCACCUCCUCCUGGAAUAGUUGAUGCAUUUUCUAAUGGUUUUCCUGCACAUAAUUGGAGAAGUUGGACUCAAGGACUGCACUACUUUAUAUCUACUGCUUCCGAAGGGAUUAAGGAAUCUGUAGUCAUUAGUUCUGAUGUACAACCUAUAAAUAUGCCAAGUCCUAUUUGUGCUAAUAGGUUGCCAAAGGAAAAUCAAUAUAAGCAUAUAUUAAAUCCAACCAAUCGUGAUGUAGAUCUAGAUUCAUUUGUUGGGAAUACAUUUCGUGAUUUGGAAAAAGAUUUGGAGCUUGCUGAUCCUGUUAAGACGAGUAUUCAAACAAAUCAUAAUCAUAGUAACAAUAAAUCACCAAUUGAAUUAAAUGAUAAUAAUAAUAAUUUAUCAUCAAUAGAUUCAUUUUCUCAUUUCACUUCAGUAUCUGAAAAUCAUUAUCCACCAUUAACAUCUAUUCAUUUAUCAAAAAAAUUAAGAAAAUCGAAAUUUAUUGAUAAAAAUCAAUUAAAUGAUCCAAAUCAUUUAAUCAAUAAAAAAUCAAUAAAACAAAAUAAUCAAUAUUUAUUAACAGAUAAAGCUAAUUUACGUAAAAUUAAAAAACAAACAAAUAAAAGUCAAUUACGUAAUUUAUUAUCAAAUCAUCAAUCUUUAUUCAAUGAUCAAAGUGAUAAUAAUAAUGAUGAUAAUGAUGAUGAUGAUAAUAUUGAUGAACGUUAUCGUUUAUAUACAGCCUCAGGUAAAGUAGUUGAUGUUAGACAGUUAAACCGUACAAGAUCUGGACGCAUCGUCAUACCGAAACUAGACGCGCGUUAUGAACAAAGUGUUGUUUUAAAUCGUGGACAUGUAAUGGGUGUCAGUCGUAAUACAGAUGAUGAGACUUUAAUAUCUUGGGUCUCGGAAUCAUCUAGUCAUUAAUAGAAGCGGUAAUUAUAUUUUGUACGGGCGAUGCAUUUCAAACCCACUGAUUUCAUCGGUGUACUUAUUUUUUUUAACAUUUUGAUUUUAUUUUUAUAUAUUAUAUUUAAAACAAUUCGAAUUAUUUAA
Molecule: messenger RNA, 3006 nt
Organism: Schistosoma curassoni
Lineage: Eukaryota; Metazoa; Platyhelminthes; Trematoda; Strigeidida; Schistosomatidae
Source: the annotation of a GenBank genome assembly